AUGGAUCUGCACAAGUUCAACUCCAGCCCCUCCGCCUUCUUCUUGAUUGGCAUACCUGGGCUAGAAGAUGUCCACCCCUGGAUGGGUGUCUCCUUCUGUGCAAUGUACCUGGUGGCGCUUUUAGGAAACUGCACCCUCCUGCUGACAAUCCAACUAGUCCAUACCUUGCACCAUCCCAUGUUCUACUUCCUGGGCAUGUUGGGAAUCAUUGACCUGGUCAUGGCCACAUCAGUGGUACCCAAGAUGCUCAGCAUCUUCUGGAUGGGCUCUCAAGAGAUUGGCUUUGAUGCUUGUUUCAUCCAGAUGUUCCUUAUCCAUUCCAUCACAGCUGUGGAAUCAGGAGUCUUGUUGGCCAUGGCAUUCGACCGAUAUGUUGCCAUCUGCCACCCCCUGAGAUAUGAGGCUAUCUUGACUUCCCAAAGGGUAGCCCAGAUAGGCCUGGCUAUUCUGGCAAGAGGGAUCCUUUUCAUGGUGCCUUUAACCUGGAUGAUGAGGCGUCUGCCAUACUGCACUUCCAAACAGAUAUCUCAUUCCUACUGCGAGCACAUGGCGGUCAUGAAAUUGGCCUGUGCAGAUUCGUCAGCGAGCAGCAUCUACAGCACGGUGGGAUCCACCCUCAUCGUGGGAAUCGACACAGCCUUCAUUGCUUUGUCUUAUGGACUGAUUCUCAGAGCUGUGGCAAAAUGCACCGAGCAAACAGAGAUGCUCAAGGCCUUCAGCACAUGCAGCGCUCACAUCGGUGUUAUGCUGCUCUAUUACCUUCCAGGGAUGGCCUCCAUUUACAUCCAGUGCUUUCCCCAGGGGGUGCCACCACAUGUUCAGGUCCUGCUGGCCGAUCUCUAUCUCAGCCUCCCACCCAUGUUGAACCCCAUCAUUUACAGCAUCCGAAUGAAGCAGGUACGUGAAGCACUAGUCAAACUCCUGCCCUUCCUCAGGGGUCCUGUUGGAUGA
Messenger RNA from Rhineura floridana, 951 nucleotides. RefSeq names its product olfactory receptor 52I1-like. The transcript has a single exon. Gene Ontology annotation, cellular component: membrane. The record is from RefSeq and is a predicted model, not a curated record. Bases 1 to 951 code for a protein of 316 amino acids. Gene Ontology annotation, molecular function: G protein-coupled receptor activity; olfactory receptor activity. Gene Ontology annotation, biological process: G protein-coupled receptor signaling pathway. Lineage: Eukaryota; Metazoa; Chordata; Lepidosauria; Squamata; Rhineuridae.